Athalia rosae (coleseed sawfly) is the source of this 2516-nucleotide messenger RNA. Its product is annotated as carboxypeptidase M. Gene Ontology annotation, molecular function: metallocarboxypeptidase activity; zinc ion binding. The record is from RefSeq and is a predicted model, not a curated record. Gene Ontology annotation, biological process: proteolysis. The transcript has 11 exons. NCBI's taxonomy places the organism in Eukaryota, Metazoa, Arthropoda, Insecta, Hymenoptera, Athaliidae. Gene Ontology annotation, cellular component: cell surface. Bases 525 to 2075 code for a protein of 516 amino acids.
UUCGUCGGCACUCUGCCGCGAGUCGCUCGCUCGUUUCGCAGCUGAUCUUACAUUUUACAUACGUGACGGGGUACACCGAGGUAAUACAAAAUAGAAAAAACAUUGAAGAAAAAAUAAGGGAAAAGACAAAAGCAACGUUGCGAUCCUGACGAUCGACGUCGCUCUUUGGAACACGUUACCAAAGUUCUUUUCCAUUUUUCAACUAUUUUUAAAAACGCGAUUGGGGGGCAAAAAUAUAUUUUUCUGUAUCUCAUUUUUCCCUUAAAGUAUUACACUUUAUUUGACGGUGAGAUUUUGUCACCCAAUUUAUACGCUCUUGAUCCGUUUUAAUUUGUGAUCCAGCAUGAUCUACAUAGUAUCAACGAUCUAUCGUAGUAUAUCUGAGUGAUCAAAAUUUCUGUGGGCAGCUGCUGCUGUUGCUGCUUCUACUGGAAAAAAGAAAGGAGGGCGUCCCUUCGCGGCGAGGCACCGUUAUUCUCACCGUGGUUCUCAACAUAAAUCUGUAUUAAAACCGAAUAUUCAGGAUGUCACCCACGAUAAGAAUGCGAGUAUUUCCGGUACUCGUUGUUAUGUUGGGAUCUUGUGUUAUUUCGUAUCAAGUUUUUGCCGAGGACGUUGUUAGUCCAACUGCAGGAGAAAACUUUGGACGCCACUAUAACUCGAGGUACUCAGUUUUUGAUGAACCUUACGAUGUAGAGUUCAAGUACCACAACUACGAACAGAUGAGCCGUUUCCUCAGAGCCACAUCGCUCAGGUACCAGAAUCUUACGGCGCUUUAUUCCAUCGGGAAGUCCGUUAAAGGCAGGGAUCUAUGGGUAAUCGUAGUUUCAUCUUCUCCCUACGAACAUGUUGUUGGAAAUCCAGAUGUGAAGUACGUUGCUAAUAUUCAUGGGAAUGAGGCCGUUGGCCGUGAAUUGAUGCUACAUCUUGUUCACCUCUUGGUCACUAAAUAUGGAACCGAUCCAUACAUAACGUGGCUUUUGGACAAGACGCGAAUCCAUAUUUUACCGUCGAUGAACCCUGAUGGUUUCGAAGUUUCGAAGGAAGGGUCGUGCGAAGGAGGUCAAGGAAGGUACAACGCUCGUGGUUUCGAUUUGAAUCGUAACUUUCCCGAUUACUUCAAGCAAAACAAUAAGUGGAGCCAACCAGAAACAGAAGCUGUCAAAGAAUGGGUUUCGAAGAUUCAGUUUGUCUUGUCCGGAAGUUUACAUGGUGGAGCUCUCGUUGCCAGCUACCCCUUUGACAACACACCAAACUCGAGAAUAUGUCGUUCAGCCCCGUUAUGCGCAGUGUUCCAGAGUUAUAGCUCGACUCCGAGCGUAUCACCGGACGAUGACGUCUUUCGUCAUUUAUCAUUAACGUAUUCUCAAAAUCAUGGUACAAUGCAUCGAGGUGCAGCUUGUUCAUCAACUCAGCCUGGAUUCAAAAAUGGUAUUACAAACGGUGCGGAGUGGUACCCACUUACAGGUGGUAUGCAGGAUUUCAAUUACGUUUGGAACGGUUGCAUGGAAAUAACCCUCGAAUUAUCCUGCUGUAAAUAUCCACCGGUGGAGGAUCUCCCGCGUUACUGGGACGAAAACCGAGUGGCGCUCGUUAAAUUUCUUGCCGAAGUUCAUCGUGGUGUUCAUGGUUUCGUCAUCGAUGAGAACGGUAAUCCGGUUGAAAAAGCAUCUCUUAAAGUGAAAUCUCGCGAUGUUGGUUUCGUAACUACAAAAUACGGUGAAUUCUGGAGAGUCCUACUUCCCGGAAUCUAUAAAUUAGAGGUCUACGCUGACGGGUAUCUACCCCGAGAAGUCGAAUUCAUGGUAGUUGAACAGCAUCCAACGCUCUUGAAUGUCACUCUUCGGGCCACCAAGAGGCAUGACAUCAACAGCGGAAAUGAUGAUGGAAGAACCGGGGUUUACGUGGGGCGACCACCUUCCCAUAGAGAACAGAGACCAGGAUCGCCUUAUUUCACACAGGGACAGUACAGGCCGAAUUCAGGGGCAAAUACGGCGUCUGGUGAUCCUGGGAAUGGAAUUUUUUCGUCAAUCAGCAACGGUUUUAAUUCAAUAGUCACGAAUCUUUUUGGUUAAUAGUUUUAUGUUAAUUACGAAACCUAUUAUUCUAUACCUAAAUAAUUAAUUGAAAAAGGGCCACCGCUAACCAUCACGCAUAUACAUACAGAUUAAUGACAUUAUAAGGAAAUAACGUGCUUAAAAUACCUGUAUAGAACCUAAUCUCCUCUGCCAAGGACUUUAGUUGUCACGUACUAUGAUUUUGAUCGGUUAUAAAAAAAAACUCGGAUUUUUCAUACAUAAAUUUUUAAAUGUAAGCCGUUAUUGUAUUUGUCGAUCAAUUUCAUCAUCCAUUGUAUAAUUUCCUAACCAGGUUAUUUAUUGUUAUUUAUUUGAUUGACUAAUCUUCUAAACGAUUGAUAUUAUACGUGUAUUAAAAAUAAACGGGUCUUUCUACUUACAAUUAGAUUACGACAGUUAGAGCGUAUAAUAAUCUGGAAUAAACACUAAUUUUUAUUA